Messenger RNA from Racocetra persica, 275 nucleotides. The record is from the annotation of a GenBank genome assembly. NCBI's taxonomy places the organism in Eukaryota, Fungi, Glomeromycota, Glomeromycetes, Diversisporales, Gigasporaceae.
AAAACACUAUCGAAAAUCUCGCCGUUCAAAAUAUUUUCACUCCCCAAGCUCUUAACACCAACAAUAAUCCGUCAAAAUAUGCAUUUCAGGCUGAAUUUUCAGCUGUUCUCAAAUAUUUACUAUCCAAUGUUUACCCUGUCCUACAAUACCGUGUAAUCGUUGAAGCAAAAGAACGUGACAUUAACGGCAAUCAAUGUAAACGGUUGGAUAUUUUUCUCUGUGAUCACGAUUUACCGACAUAUGGUUUCGAACUUGUAAACAAAAAAAAUUUUGAA